Saccostrea echinata is the source of this 1992-nucleotide messenger RNA. Its product is annotated as multiple epidermal growth factor-like domains protein 10. Lineage: Eukaryota; Metazoa; Mollusca; Bivalvia; Ostreida; Ostreidae. Gene Ontology annotation, cellular component: membrane. The coding region runs from base 1 to 1992 and encodes 663 amino acids. The record is from RefSeq and is a predicted model, not a curated record. The transcript is spliced from 8 exons.
AUGCAAACAAGUCUGAACAGAUUUUCGGAUGCUUGCGACAACUUUGGUUUGACAAUAAGCACUAAGAAAACUGAAGUCAUGUUCCAACCGGCACCAAGCAGCUCUUACACUGUGCCUAACAUCUACAUCAAAUCUGAGCGUCCUGUGGAAAAGUUUACAUACCUUAGUUGCACACUAUCCAGAAAUGUCCACAUUGACGAUGAAGUCAACUCACGCAUAGCUAAAGCAAGUUCUGCCUUUGGUCGCCUAAACAAAGCAGUAUGGGACCGUCGAGGCAUUACCUCCGCAACAAAGCUUAGUGUGUACAGAGCAGUUGUACUGACAACUCUACUUUACGCAUGUGAGACCUGGACGGUGUACCAGAGACACACAAGUAAACUAAACCACUUCCACACAGUUUGUCUCCGGAAAAUAUUGGGCAUCAGAUGGCAAGACAAAAUCCCGGAUACUGAGGUUCUAAACCGGGCAAAAAUGUACAGCAUCGACACCUUGCUACGCUCAAGUCAACUCCGUUGGGCUGGACAUGUUCGUAGAAUGGAACAGCAGCUUCUGUACGAAUGCCCUGCAUGGCGUUAUGGUAACGAUUGUCUUCCAUGCUACUGUAAUCGGAACAACACAGAGAAAUGUGAUGGAGUUACUGGAAAUUGCACGUGUAAGGCCGGGUUUUUUGGAGAAACAUGUGACUGUCAGACUGGAAAGCACACGUGUGAUUCCAAAACCUCUUUUUGUCAUUUGAACAACGGUAAACCAGUUUGUCUUUGUAAAAGAGGGAUAUCACCAACACCCAAGAAUAACUGUAAAGAUUUUGGUCUGCGGUUUAUAGAAAGGUCUGCUAAGGAUAGAGGAGAGGUCGAGUUUUACAGUAACGGGACCUGGAAUGCCUUGUGUAUAUUGAGCUCUAGGCCUUCAGAAAUUAAUUAUAACGUACUCAACGUUAUCUGCAGACAACUUGGAUUACCAGAGGUGCAUAUCGGUACAUAUUUUUCCAAAUACAUUCCCAAAACUAACCUGCCAGAUUACGAAAUAGCUGAGGCAUCAUGUGAAGGGACAGAAACUUCUCUGCAAGCCUGUAACAUAACCGUGGCGCCUGCACUCAAGUGUAACAUAGCUGUAGGGAUUCAAUGCUUAGCAGCAUGUCCGGAAUGGAGAUAUGGAACAGGGUGUACAUUCUGUUCAUGUAACAGAACCAACUCAGACAGUUGUGACCCAACCACAGGAGCAUGUAAAUGUAAAUCAGGCUACAGUGGCGCCACCUGUGAUUGCUUGCAGGGAAAUAAUCCAUGCAAUGAUACAGUAUCAGAAUGCCAUGCACAAUCAGGAAAACCGUUGUGUCUUUGCAAAACUAAAUUCGUUGGAAGGAAUAAUUACAAUUGUACAGAUCCAAUACGGCUUGCAAAUCUAUCGACAACUGUAACGAGCAGCGGAAAGAAACUCUACGCUGGACGAGUGGAGCUUUACGUUAACGGAAGUUGGGGAACGGUUUGUGAUGACAGCGCCUAUCCCAGAAGUAAAAUGACCAAGGUCAUGUGUAGAAAUCUUGGGCUGCCAAGCAUAUACACAGAUUUCCGUAAAGAGGCAUAUUAUGGCCAAGGUAGCGGUCCAAUACAUUAUGGCUACAUACAGUGUGGCGGAACAGAAGACACUGUUUCUCAGUGUUAUACUUCCACCACUGCUUAUUGUGGACAUCAUGAAGAUCUUGGAAUCAUUUGUGGUGAAGAAUGCCCAGCAUUUACAUUUGGAAGGGAUUGCAUAAAUUGCCAAUGUCUUCAGUCGAACACUCUCUAUUGUAAUAAAACAUCGGGAGAGUGUAAGUGUAAGGAUGGGUUUGAGGGCCAGACUUGCUCCUGUCGUAAAGGGAAUCACACGUGUGAACUAACAACAUCCAUCUGUGAAAAAGGUGCAUGUUACUGCAAAUAUGGGAUCAAACCAACGUCAUCGUGUAUCGGUUCGUACAUUUCCAUUUUAAAUCAAUUGUUCUUUCUUUUUUUCUAA